CAUACAUACCACACACACAUUCAGAGAUCAUCAUGCAUUGGAUGGAGAUGGUGUCUCCUGGCGGCAGCCUGAGUGGAUAUUGCUACUCCUAGCUUGGAUAGCGGCGCUGAAGCCAGAGGGAAGCUGGAAGCUGGAGAAGAAGAGCGAGGAGCCUUGAACAACUUUGGACGUGCUUAACCUCGAGAGGUGUGAUGAGAAAUGGCUCUGGGGAACAACACGCAGCGAAGUUACUCCAUCAUCCCGUGCUUCAUCUUUGUCGAGCUCGUCAUUAUGGCCGGGACCGUUCUGCUCGCCUACUAUUUUGAGUGCACGGACACUUUCCAGGUGCAUAUCCAAGGCUUCUUCUGCCAGGAUGGAGAUCUGAUGAAACCUUAUCCGGGAACAGAAGACGAAAGCUUCAUUUCUCCACUUGUCCUCUAUUGUGUUCUGGCUGCAACCCCAACAGCAAUUAUUUUUAUCGGAGAGAUUUCCAUGUAUUUCAUCAAGUCCACCAGAGAAAGCCUGAUUAUCCAGGAGAAAACCAUUUUGACAGGAGAAUGCUGUUACCUGAAUCCUUUACUACGGAGAAUUAUUCGAUUUAUAGGAGUGUUUGCAUUUGGCCUUUUCGCCACAGACAUAUUUGUAAAUGCUGGCCAGGUAGUGACAGGGAACUUGGCACCCUAUUUCCUGACUGUGUGUAAACCCAACUACACUGGGAGUGAUUGCCGGGCUCACCACCCAUUUGUUAACAACGGGAAUAUCUGCACCGGUGACCAGGAUGUGAUUGAGAAGGCGAGGAGAUCCUUUCCAUCCAAACAUGCUGCUUUAAGCAUUUAUUCAGCCUUAUAUGCUACGAUGUACAUCACUAGCACAAUCAAGACAAAGAGUAGCCGGCUUGCCAAGCCAGUGUUGUGCCUGGGGACUCUAUGUGCUGCGUUCCUUACCGGGCUCAACCGGGUCUCUGAGUAUCGAAACCACUGUUCGGAUGUCAUUGCAGGCUUCAUCUUGGGAAGUGCGGUAGCUCUCUUCCUGGGAAUAUGCGUGGUUCAUAACUUCAAAGGCACACACGGAGCUCCUUCUAAAUCGAAGCCCGACGAACAGCGAGGCAUGCCACUGAUGGCGUUUCCAAGAGUGGAGAGUCCUUUGGAGACGCUGAGUGCACAGAAUCAUUCUGCCUCUAUGACUGAAGUCACCUGAUCUGACAGAUGGGAAGAGAAGCUAUUUUUUAUCACCCUCCGGUACAAUAUUCCCUCAACAACACACAGUUAUACUAAUUGUCAAACUGUGAUGACCAGUAUUAUGUUAUGUCUAGUUAGAAGCUAAUGUUUUGUACAUUUUUGUAUGAGGAAGUGAUGUAGCUUGCCCUGGAAUUUUUCCCCCUCUUUUUGGUCAGCUUUAAUAUAUUUAUGCCAGAAUUUAAAACAAAAGAAUACAGGAGGGGAAAAAA
This is a messenger RNA of Elgaria multicarinata webbii, 1426 nucleotides long. RefSeq names its product phospholipid phosphatase related 1 (gene PLPPR1). The transcript has 8 exons. Gene Ontology annotation, cellular component: plasma membrane. The record is from RefSeq and is a predicted model, not a curated record. Bases 199 to 1176 code for a protein of 325 amino acids. Gene Ontology annotation, molecular function: phosphatidate phosphatase activity. Lineage: Eukaryota; Metazoa; Chordata; Lepidosauria; Squamata; Anguidae. Gene Ontology annotation, biological process: phospholipid dephosphorylation; phospholipid metabolic process; signal transduction.